Molecule: messenger RNA, 1509 nt
Organism: Lithohypha guttulata
Lineage: Eukaryota; Fungi; Ascomycota; Eurotiomycetes; Chaetothyriales; Trichomeriaceae
Exons: 3
Coding region: 1-1509 (502 amino acids)
Biological process (GO): transmembrane transport
Cellular component (GO): membrane
Molecular function (GO): transmembrane transporter activity
Source: RefSeq, a predicted model, not a curated record
AUGGAUAACAAACAGAGUUCACCUUCUCUAGGCCCAGACAGGAAAUCGAUCGAGAAGGUCGCGGACGUUCAAGUCCUUGAGCAAGUACCAACCACCAAUGAGGAAAUAUGGAUCCAGCAGUAUGAUCUCCUCGUUAGCAAGUCGAAAGAGGAGCUCGAUGCCCUCAACAAGAAGGUCGUCAAGAAGCUAGAUUGGCGAUUCUUGACUACAAUCACGGCCAUGUUGUUGAUGAACUACCUUGACCGCAUCAACGUUUCCAACGCUCGUCUCGCUGGUUUCCAGGAAGAUGGCCACAUGACCGAUGUCCAAUGGUCCGCUGGUAUCUCGCUCUUCUACGUCGGCUACAUCAUCUCUCAGGUGCCUGCCAACGUCAUCAUCGCCAAAGGCCAGCCACGUUUCCUGCUCCCAGCCGUUAUGCUCGGCUGGUCUGCCGUCACUAUCUCGAUGCCCGCCAUUAAGUCUCCAGCUGGAUUCAUGAUCUGCCGUUUCCUUGUCGGUCUUACAGAAGGCCCAUUCGUUCCUGGCGUCGCACUUCUGACGUCCUCCUGGUACACCAAGCAAGAGUCACCCCUGCGCAUGGGCAUCUGGCACGCUGGCAACAUCGUUUCGAACAUCAUCUCAGGCUUCCUCGCUGCCGGUAUUCUCGAGCAUAUGGACGGGAUUGCUGGUCUGCACUCAUGGCAAUGGUUCUUCCUGAUUGAAGGAAUGCUUUCCAUCACGGUCGCCGUCAUUGGCUUCUGGGGUCUACCUAACUGGCCAGACAACACUGGCGAAUAUUUCUUCACUGCAGAAGAAAGUCAGAUGGCCCAAUUCAGAAUGAAGGUCUCUGCUGGUGGUCACACUGAGGACGACCAAGGUGGGUACUGGGAGGGCUUCAUGAUGGCAAUGAGAGAUCCUUUCACGUGGAUGUUCGCCUCCCUCCACUUCGCUCUUGUCCUCUCGCAAGCCUUCAAGGACUUCUUUCCCAGUGUCGUCGCCACACUUGGAUUCACCAAGAUGCAGACAUAUCUCGUUCAAGCACCACCAUACGUUAUCGCCUACGCUGUCUGUUUGGCGGUCUCUUGGUCUUCGGGUCGAUUCGGUGAGGCCUGCUGGCAUAUUGUCUCCUGCAUGGCUGUCUGCAUGGCCGGAGCAGUAUUGAUGAUUUCGACACUGAAUGUUGGCGCACGAUAUUUCGGUCUAAUCCUGCUUGUCAGCGGUCCAUUCCUGGGUCUUAACCUCCAGCUCUCUUGGGAAACUACAGUCGUUCCUCGACCGCGUACAAAGCGUGCGGCCCUCGUCGCCUUCGCCAACUGUGUCUCCUCUAUUUCCCACUGGUUCUCGCCAUAUUUCUUCUUGCGUCACCAAGAGCCUCGUUACGUCAUGGGCGGUGGUCUUUUGAUCCUUGGUUGCGCACUGUCUAUUGCUGCCUGUCUCGUGAUAAGAUGGUAUGCUAUCAAGAAGAACAAGGCACUUGAGAAGGAGGAGGAGAGAACUGGUGUUAUCAACCAUUUCAGAUUCCAGACCUAA